AUGUUUUUAUUAUUAAAUAAAGCAAAGAAGAAAGAUGAGAUAACAAAUGUAAGCAGUGACGAGUACCGCGCCCAGAGUCUGUGUUCUGAGGACGAUGCUGAAGGGUAUCAGCUAAUCUCGUAUACAGGAAAUAUUCCGUAUUUUGAGGAUAUAAAUAUUCCCGACUUGGAAGGGGAUAACUCGCAGGAAGCAUCAUUGGCGCCCAGCCCCAACAGCUCAACUCUUAACACCCCCCUGGUUGAAAUUAAGUCACCUUCCUAUACAAGGAAGACA
Messenger RNA from Iphiclides podalirius (scarce swallowtail), 273 nucleotides. Lineage: Eukaryota; Metazoa; Arthropoda; Insecta; Lepidoptera; Papilionidae. The record is from the annotation of a GenBank genome assembly.